Molecule: messenger RNA, 3261 nt
Organism: Oryctolagus cuniculus (rabbit)
Lineage: Eukaryota; Metazoa; Chordata; Mammalia; Lagomorpha; Leporidae
Gene: SMTN
Product: smoothelin
Molecular function (GO): protein binding
Source: RefSeq, a predicted model, not a curated record
GCUGGACGGGCAGCUCUCGCAGAGUCCAGGGGACGGUUGCUGAGCGGGCCUGGGCUCCCAGGUCGCGGCGCCUCCCGCCUGACCGUCUCUAAUCUGCAACUGUCGCGCCCGGAGCGAACUGACCCGAGCCCGCGCCGGACGGGCGGGCUGGACUGAGAGGGCCCCCUGAGCUGGUGUCAGGUGCCGCGGGCACUGAGGAUCUUACCGGGAGGAGGCGGACGGAGCUAGGGGCCAGUGAAAUGGCGGACGAAGCCUUAGCUGGGCUGGACGAGGGAGCCCUUCGGAAGCUGCUGGAGGUCACGGCAGAUCUGGCGGAGCGGCGCCGCAUCCGUUCGGCCAUCCGAGAGCUGCAGCGGCAGGAGCUGGAGCGCGAGGAGGAGGCCCUGGCAUCCAAGCGCUUCCGUGCCGAGCGGCAGGACAACAAGGAGAACUGGCUGCACUCCGAGCAGCGGGAAGCUGAGCAGCGGGCCGCCCUGGCACGGCUGGCGGGACAGCUGGAGUCCAUGAAUGACGUGGAGGAACUGACCACGCUGCUGCGAGGUGCUGCGGAAUACGAGGAACGCAAGUUGAUCCGAGCUGCCAUCCGCCGCGUCCGGGCUCAGGAGAUCGAGGCUGCCACCGUGGCCGGGAGGUUGUGCAGCGGGCGUCCCAACAGCGGCUCGCGAGACGACGGCCAGGGACGGGCGGCAGCACACAGGCUCGAACGGCGUGAGGUGCCGGAGCGAAAGGAACAGGAGCAGCAAGCAGAGGUCCUAGAGCCAACCCCAACCCCCCCUGAGGUCAUCAGCCAGGAUGUGACCUCAGUGACACUCCUGCUGAGGGCCCCUGCCGGAGGCACACCCAGCUCAGCUGCCUCACCGGACAGCUCCCCCCCGACCGCCUCUCCCGAGCCUCCCCUGGAGCCUGCUGGGCCGCAGUGCCCCGCUGCUGAAGCUCCAGGCAGCCCUGAGCCACCCGCCAGCCCCCCCAGGGCCACCGCCAGCCCUGAGCCCCAGGAGCCACCAGCCUCUUCCGGCACCGAGAGGCAGGUGACCAACAAGCUCCUGCCUGGUCCCACAGAGCCCCCUGCUGCCCAGGGCCCUGCCAGAGGCCCCUCCGACACAAAGAGAUCAGACCCAGCCGGACCCCGACCCUGCCAACGCUCCCUGUCCGUGCUCAGCCCCCGCCAGCCAGCCCAGAACCGAGAGCCCACCCCCCUUGCCACCGGACCUUCCCCGUUCCAGCGGGCUGGCUCUGUGCGGGACCGCGUCCGCAAGUUCACAUCCGAUUCUCCCGCGACUGCCAGGCUCCAGGACGGCCCACCCCAGGCUGCCCUUGGUCCCCAGACCCCUGCGAAGCUCCUGGGCCCCUCCCUCAUCAGCACCACCCCUGCCUCCUCCUCCAGCGGCUCCUCCUCUCGGAGCCCCGGUGGCAACACCUCCUCCCGGUUCAGCAAGGAGCCACGAGGCAUAGCUCGGCCCCUGGCCCAGCUUCAAAGCUGCCCCCGAGAGGAGGGCCCUCAGGGGCGGGGCUUGGCUGCCAGGUCCCUUGAAAACAGAGCAGGGGGGCCCGGGGCCUGCUCAGAGGAGCCCAGUGCCCCGCAGCCCGUGGCUGUCGGCACUGCUGCCGAGCCCGGGGGCAGUAUGAAGACCACAUUCACCAUCGAGAUCAAGGAUGGCCGUGGCCAGGCCUCCACGGGCCGGGUCCUGCUGCCCACGGGCAACCAGAGGGCAGAACUGACGCUGGGGCUGCGGGCGCCCCCCACGCUCCUCAGCACCAGCAGUGGGGGCAAGAGCACCAUCACCCACGUCAGCAGCCCCGGGACCCUGACCCGGCUGGGCAGUGUCACUCAUGUCACCAGCCUCAGCCAUGCCUCCCCCGGUAACCGAGGAGGCUACAGCUUCAAGGCCGCUGAGGAUGCCGGGACCCCCGUGGCCCACCCGCCUGCCUUCAGCACCCGCCGCCGCUCCUCCAGCGGCCCCGCCCGCAGCAGCAGUCUCAUGGAGCCAGAGCCAGCGGAGCCCCCCUCCGUGGCCGUGGAAGCAGCCAAUGGCACAGAGCAGACCCGGAUGGACAAAGCACCAGAGGGGCGGACCCCACUGAGCGCCAAGGAGCUGAUGGCUAUCGAGGAUGAAGCAGUCCUGGACAAGAUGCUGGAUCAGACCACGGACUUUGAGGAGCGGAAGCUCAUCCGAGCCGCGCUACGUGAGCUCCGACAAAGGAAAAGAGACCAGCGGGACAAGGAGCGGGAGCAGCGGCUGCAGGAGGCACGGGCCCGGCCAGGGGAGGGCCGAGGCAACACGGCCACUGAGACCACCACACGGCACAGCCAGCGGGCAGCCGAUGGCUCGGCCGUCAGCACCGUCACCAAGACUGAGCGGCUCGUCCACUCCAAUGACGGCACUCGGACGGCCCGCACCACCACGGUGGAGUCGAGUUUCAUGAGGCGCUCGGAGAAUGGCGGUGGCAGCACCAUGGUGCAAACCAAGACCUUCUCUUCGUCCUCCUCCAAGAAGAUGGGCAGCAUCUUCGACCGCGAGGACCAGAGCAGCCCGCGGCCCGGCAGCCUGGCGGCGCUCGAGAAACGCCAGGCGGAGAAGAAAAAAGAGCUGAUGAAGGCGCAGAGCCUGCCCAAGACCUCGGCGUCCCAGGCGCGCAAAGCCAUGAUAGAGAAGCUGGAGAAAGAGGGCGCCGCGGGCAGCCCGGGCGCGCCCCGCGCAGCCGUGCAGCGCUCCACCAGCUUCGGGGUCCCCAACGCCAACAGCAUCAAGCAAAUGUUGCUGGAUUGGUGUCGCGCCAAGACACGUGGCUACGAGCACGUGGACAUCCAGAACUUCUCCUCGAGCUGGAGCGACGGCAUGGCCUUCUGUGCCCUGGUGCACAACUUCUUCCCAGAGGCCUUCGACUACGCGCAGCUCAGCCCCCAGAACCGGCGCCAGAACUUCGAGGUGGCCUUCUCGUCCGCUGAGACCCAUGCGGACUGCCCGCAGCUCCUGGAUACAGAGGACAUGGUGCGGCUUCGAGAGCCCGACUGGAAGUGCGUGUACACGUACAUCCAGGAGUUCUACCGCUGUCUGGUCCAGAAGGGACUGGUAAAAACCAAAAAGUCCUAACCCCCGCUCGGGGCCCCACGGAUGCUGGUGGACUGCGUGCCCCUGGUCGAGGUCGAGGACAUGAUGAUCAUGGGCAAGAAGCCCGACCCCAAGUGCGUCUUCACCUACGUGCAGUCGCUCUACAACCACCUGCGGCGCCACGAGCUGCGCCUGCGCGGCAAGAACGUCU